Molecule: messenger RNA, 4983 nt
Organism: Adineta ricciae
Lineage: Eukaryota; Metazoa; Rotifera; Eurotatoria; Adinetida; Adinetidae
Source: the annotation of a GenBank genome assembly
AUGACAACUCGCAACGAAAUAAAGUUAUUUCAUAACAGCUAUCCUCCGUCGAGGGUAGCUUUACUUGUAUCCAAUCAAAUGUUCAGUCGAAGAAAUCAAAGUUCGACAGAAGAGGAAGUUUCUGAUGAAGACACAACAUCAUCGUCUAAUACGUCGGAUGCGACAUCGAAAACAACAACUAGUGAUAGUUGGCAUGAAGCAAAAAGUGACAUAGAACAACACUCCCGGGGGAAUGCAGAGAAAAAUCAAAGUGUCAGGAAAGUGAUCAAGCCACUAAUUGAUGAUGACGAUGAUGCUACGGACCGGGACGUUGGCAAUAACGAUACUGAUCAUGACGAAGCUCUAAUUAAAGCAGUCAACGACAUUUACAUAAAUAGUGACACACAGACAGAGGUUGAAAACAAGUUAACUACUGAGAACACUCUUCCUAUUGAAAAUAAAUCAAAACAACAAACAGAAAAACAAGAAUGGGUCAACCCAUAUUGGGGCCCUAUCUCGAAAACAGUGAUUACAACAACACGAACGACAGUUAAUGAGCAAAUUGAUAGUUCUAAUGCUCCAUGUUUCGUACCGGGCGCAAAUGCACCUGCCGAUCAAAACAAACUUACAAUAAGUGCGCAACGGAAGAAGCAGGACUCUGGCGACUUUUCACAUAGAUCUGACGACUCAUUCCAUACAACUGAAAAAUGUCCAACAGAUGACGGAAUGGAUCAAGACGAUUCGCUCACGUUGAAAAGUGAUGACGCAAGAUCGAAACUACUGUACAGUUCCUCGGGUUAUCAACGUUUGAAGGAAACCGAUUCAUCCGAUGAAGAUGACAUCAGAAUCGCAUCUUUAAUAAACAAACCAAACGUUGCGUCGGACGAAGUUAGUAUCGACACGAAGCCAUGGGUCAAUCCAUAUUGGUCAACAGCAAAUCAAGGAGAUGGCAAAGUCAUUGUAGAGAAGAGAAUAACGCCUAUCGACUCUAAUCCUUCCACUGACUCUUCUCUAGACGCUCGACCCUUUGAAAAGCCAUCCAUCAACAUAGAAAAAGAUCUGCCAUGGGUAAACCCGUACUGGAAAACUGAAAGAGUCACGACCGAAACAAGUUCUAAAGGACCGAAUGAAUCAACCGAUAAUCUGAAGUUGACGGAAAAUGAGGAAUCUCGCAUAGAAGAUAAGAAACCAUGGGAGAACCCUUAUUGGAAAGAAAGCAAAUUGUCAAGUUUACCCUCGACUUCAAAUGAUGAUAAAAAGGAUACCUCAGAGACCAGCAGAAAAGAAGAGAUACCUUGGGAAAAUCCUUACUGGAAAGAUAAAGCAUCAUCAGUCUUUAUCAUUUCAAAGCCGCACCUUGAAUUAGUAGAAAAACCAGAUGUAAAAGAUGACAAACCAUGGGAGAAUCCCUAUUGGAAAGAUAAAUCGUCUACCAUAUCAACACUGGCCACACACGGAAACAAACUUGUAAAUAAUUCGAAUUCCAAACAAGAUAAAAAAGAAAUACCUCAAUCUGUAGUAAAAGAGGAAACUCCGUGGGAAAAUCCUUACUGGAAAACGAAAGCAUCUCCGAAUGUUACCACGCUUAACGAAUCAAAUCAGUCUGCCGGUGAAUUAAAAAUCAAAGACAACAAGCUUGACACCUCAAUGUCUACGAACAAAGAUGAUUCUGUGUGGAAAAAUCCUUAUUGGCAAGAGAGUAAAUCCACCACCGAAACGUCUACUGGGAAAGAAAGCGAAUCGAAAAGCAAUGUUAUUUCAGGAGAUAGUAAACCCGUAUUAAUGACUUCAACGAAACAAGAAGAAAAGCCGUGGGAGAAUCCUUAUUGGAAGAAUAAAUCUGCAGCAUUUCCAAGGUCUCUGAGUCAACCAGAUACGCUAGUCAGUGCUUCGACAUUGAAAGAUUCAAUAGACAGCAAAAAAGUAGACACACCGUGGGAAAAUCCAUACUGGAAAGAAAAGCAUUCGAGUUCGAAACUAUCUGACGAAAAGAAAGAAGCAGAGCCAUGGGAGAAUCCUUACUGGAAAAAUAAGACCGCAGCACUUCCAAGAUCCUUAAGCCAACUAGAUUCGACAGACAGUAAAAAAGAAGACAAACCAUGGGAAAAUCCAUAUUGGAAAGAACAAAAAGUGACAACCUCAGUAGCGGCUACUAUGAAGAAGGAUGCUGAACCGUGGAAGAAUCCCUAUUGGACAGAUAAAGAGACCAGCAGUCCUCUCGAAAAAUUGAAACCACAAGACCUUGAGCCUUCCAUACCUACAGAGGCAAAGCAGGAAGCGAAGCCAUGGGAAAAUCCUUACUGGAAAGAACAAAAAGUGACAACCUCAGUAGCGGCUACUAUGAAGAAGGAUGCUGAACCGUGGAAGAAUCCCUAUUGGACAGAUAAAGAGACCAGCAGUCCUCUCGAAAAAUUGAAACCACAAGACCUUGAGCCUUCCAUACCUACAGAGGCAAAGCAGGAAGCGAAGCCAUGGGAAAAUCCUUACUGGAAGAAUAGAUCCGUAGCACUUGCAAGAUCUCAGAGUCAACCAGAUGCAUCGAUCAGCACUUCACAAUCGAAAGAUUUGACGGACAGCAAGAAAGAAGACGAACCGUGGGAGAAUCCCUACUGGAAGGAACAUAAAGCCACAGCACCAGCAGCGGCCAGUGUGAAGAGAGAAGUUGAACCAUGGAAGAAUCCAUAUUGGACGGAGAAACAGAUAAGCACAUCUUUGAAAAACCCACAAUCAGAAAAUCUUAAGUCUUCACUCUUAACACAGACAAACAAAGAAGAAAAACCGUGGGUGAAUCCAUACUGGAAAGAAGACAAAACCGCAAUUCCAGUAGCAACUAAUGACAAGAAAGAAGAAACGCCAUGGGAAAAUCCUUAUUGGAGGAACAAAUCUGCAGUAGUUUCACGUUCUCUGAGUCAACCAGAUGUAUCGAUAGGUUCUACAAAGUUGAGCGAUGCUGCGGAUAGUAAAAAGGAAGAGAAGCCGUGGGUGAAUCCAUACUGGAAAGACCACAAGGCGGCUGCGGAAAAGGUGACAAGCAUCAAGGAAGAAGCUGAGCCAUGGAAAAAUCCGUAUUGGAACGAUGAUGCAAUUGGAAAGUCGACCGCUACUAAGCAAAAACAACAGACGUCGUGGGAGAAUCCAUAUUGGAAGAGUCAAACAUCUGCAACUCCAGCAGCAGUUAAGAAAGAAGAUAAAUCAACUAAUACGACAACAGAUGACAUAAUGUGGAGAACGGCUGAUCGUAAAACUGUCACAACACAGACUUCAGUUUCUCUCGAGCAACCAGAGACGGUCACUUCGAAAAGUACUGCGCCUGAUCAAUCGACAUGUCCAAAACUACAAGUAGAGCCGUGGCAAAACCCGUAUUGGAAGGAUCAACCAGUCACUAGUGUUAAACCAGCGAAAGAAGCACAGACGCCGUGGGAGAAUCCAUAUUGGAAGAAUCAAAGUGUUCAGGAAACAACUUCGUUUAAGCAGGAUGAUAAGUCAGCAGAAAAUUUAGAUUUCAAACCCAUUGUAUCUGAAGCGGUAAAGUCUACUGAAAAGGAACCAACGCCAUGGCAGAAUCCUUAUUGGAAAGAUCAGCCAACAGCUAAUGCUAAGUCUAGCGCAGAAGUGCGGAAACCGUGGGAGAAUCCAUAUUGGAAGGAUAAGCCUAUUCAACCUGCAUUGCCUGCUGAGCAGGAUAAUACAGCGAGAAUAUCUGAAGCAGCGAAGCCGGAUCAAGCAGAACAGGCACCGUGGAAAAGCCCUUAUUGGAAAGAUGACAAAUACAAGGUUAUUCAUAGUGACAAUCAAUCAAAGCCAGCGAAGCAAGAAAAUAUUCCAUGGGUUAAUCCCUAUUGGAAAGAUAAUAAUGUUCAGCCUAAGGAGUCUUCUAAACAACCAGAUGAACCAUGGCAGAAUCCUUAUUGGAAAAACACUGUGCCUCAAACAACAACGACACCUUCCCAACAGCCAAGUCCACCGCGGGAGAAUUCAUAUUCGAACGUUAAAAUGCCAGAUAACUCAGUCGUAUCAGCCAAGGCAACUGAACCGUCGAAGAAUCCGCACUGGGCUGACUCCAGCACGACAACACAAAAAGCACCUCUGAAAGAAAAUACGUUACAGGAAAAUUCUAAUACUGCGAGUAAAUAUGCAGAGAAUAAACGCCAUCCAGUUACUAUUCUUAAUGACACAUGGAUAAUCGACAAUGAUUCACCUCCUGAUCAUGCCGUCCCACCAAUUCCAUCGUUUUAUAAGCGCAUCUAUCCUCCCGAAACAGCACCGUCAUCGCUGCAACCAAAGUCGACAGCAUCAGAAGAGGCUAGAGUGCAAACUCCUGAUUAUUUAUCACAACUACGAUCUACUCCUGUUCAUAGUGAAAUACAAACGGAUCGAAAGGUCGACUACUAUCCUCCUCAAACGGAUCGAAAAGUCGACUACUAUUGUCCUCAAACAGCAUAUUCACCAGUGCCUGUCAAACAAACAUCUCAGUUCACCACCUCUCCACCAUUUCAAUCAACACGUACGCUAUCACCAUCACCGCCGCCAUUCUCGUCAAAUAUCCCUCAGCCACCGGCGCAUGACAUUCAUCGAGCAGCAUCUCCUACAAGAAAUGAUAUGCCAUUAGCACAAUACACGAACUUGUCGAGUUCUAUACCGCCACCACAACCAAUCCAGCACCAACAAAUAAGUAUUUCUUCCACGCUGGUGUCACCGUCAGAAUUACACGACAUUCAAAAGGCGCUUCGAUGCUUGGAUUUAGGUUCUGAUUCGAUAAUUACCAUAGAGAAAACAGAAUUUUCAUCGACGGGACGUAUUAUUGUUGCAGAAGUGCCUUAUGCCGUACUUAAUUCUGUCGUUAUUGAUAAUAAGAAGUAUCGAUCUCAAGAGUAUCCAGGAUCAUUUUCUACAUUUGAUUCACAAAAUAAUCAGUACAAUUCUCUAUAUUCGCAAGGAACUGCUUCAUAUCCAAAAGACUUAUCUGAUCUGUACGAUACACCGGAUGGUUUCGUUCACAUAUAA